Camellia sinensis is the source of this 567-nucleotide messenger RNA. Lineage: Eukaryota; Viridiplantae; Streptophyta; Magnoliopsida; Ericales; Theaceae. The record is from RefSeq and is a predicted model, not a curated record.
AUGAAACAUGAUUCCACAAAAAGUGAGUUGAACGUGAAGAAUGGUAGGGGAAGUGGAACUAACUCCAACAACUAUAUUGGAUACUAUAUAAAGCCAUACCAAAGUGAGAAAAAAGAUUGGUGUCAUGACAAAAGAGAACUUCUACUUGUUUAUGAGUUCAUGGAAAAUGGAAGCUUAGAUUACCAUCUCUUCAAAGAAAAAAGCUUGUUGACAUGGGCAAUGAGAUACAAAAUUGCUCAAGGCCUAGCUUCGACAUUGCUCUAUUUACAUGAAGAAUGGGAACAAUGUGUGGUGCACAGGGAUGUAAACAUGUUGGAUUCUAAUUUCAAUGCCAAACUUGGGGAUUUUGGAUUAGCUAGACUUGUCGAUCAUGGAAAAGACUCUCAAACAACUAUUUUGACGGGGACUAGGGGCUACAUAGCACCAGAAUGCGUAAUCACAGGAAAAGCGAAUAAGGAAUCAGAUGUUUACAGUUUUAGAGUUGUGGCAUUGGAGAUAGCUUGUCGAAGAAAACCUAUCGAUUUGGGUGUUUCAGAAAGUCAGAUGAGAAUGAUAGAGUGGGUUUAG